Arvicanthis niloticus (Nile rat) is the source of this 1634-nucleotide messenger RNA. RefSeq names its product GLI family zinc finger 4 (gene Gli4). Gene Ontology annotation, molecular function: DNA-binding transcription factor activity, RNA polymerase II-specific; RNA polymerase II cis-regulatory region sequence-specific DNA binding. The record is from RefSeq and is a predicted model, not a curated record. Gene Ontology annotation, biological process: regulation of transcription by RNA polymerase II. NCBI's taxonomy places the organism in Eukaryota, Metazoa, Chordata, Mammalia, Rodentia, Muridae.
UUGCCCUCAGGUGUCUCCUAGGGCUCAGCAAGAUGGCGGCACUAGAGGAUGUUGAGGAGUCCCUUCCUGUCUUAGCACUCAGCAGUCUCUCAUCACCAGGGACACCGCACCGUGGAGCACUCCAUGGGCACCCUCAUGGCUCUCCUUGUUCCAUCCCUGAGGUGCCUUCCCACACCGCAGACCCAGACCUCCAAGAAAGAGAAAAAGUAGAGUUCCCCAGAGACCCCUGGCUUGACUCUGAGUGGCAGCCUGAGAAGACUCCAGCAUCUCUCAACUCCUGCAGCAGUCUUGGAGAUGGGCCGACCUCAGAUGGAAGGGCGCUGAGGGGCCUCUUGAAGAGCCUUCCCGGCAUGUCUAAGUGUGGGGACAGUGUUGGCCAGGAAUGUAGCUUGGAGCAGCCAGCAGGCUUGCUUCCAGGAACCAUGCCCUGCUCUCAGAAAAGAGACACAUGGCACUCGGUAUUCUUGCCCCAGGGAGCCCCAAGCACUGAGGGUAGCGCCAAGAAGACUGCUGAAAUGGGCAGUGGUUUGGGUCGAGACUGCCGGAGGGCGGGCUCACGGGGCACCAAGGCACACCGCUGUGAGGCCUGUGGUAAGAGCUUCAAGUACAACUCUCUUCUGCUAAAGCACCAGCGCAUCCACACGGGGGAGAAGCCCUACACCUGUCAUGAGUGCGGCAAGCACUUCCGGAGCUGGUGGGGCUUCAUGCAGCACCAGCGCAUCCAUACAGGCGAGAAGCCCUAUGAGUGCGGCCAGUGUGGCCAGGCCUUUAGCCAAAGCUCACACUUCACAGAGCACCUGCGGGUCCACAAUGGCGAGAGGCCCUACAAGUGUGGCGAAUGUGGUCACGCCUUCAGCCAGAGCUCCAACCUGGUGCGCCACCAGCGGCUGCACACUGGGGAAAAGCCAUAUGUCUGCAGCCAGUGUGGCAAGGCCUUCAUCUGGAGCUCCGUGCUCAUUGAACACGUGCGCAUUCACACGGGCGAGAAGCCCUACAAGUGCGAAGACUGCGGCAAGGCCUUCCGAGGACGGUCACACUUCUUCCGGCACUUACGGACCCACACGGGUGAGAAGCCCUUCACCUGCGGCACCUGUGGCAAAGCUUUUGGCCAGAGCUUUCAGCUCAUCCAGCACCAGAGGGUGCAUUACCACGAGUAGCACUCACCCCAAUAAAGUUUGGGUAAAUCUGCUCUUAGUGAGAUGGGGAUGCUUUACAGGGACACAGCAGGACAUGUCCUGUGUCCAGGUGAGAUGGCUAAAGAAAUUCCACUUUAUGGUAGGUAUUUAACUUGGAACCCACUGGCCAUUUCUCUCUGACUCCAGUUCCUGGAAGAUCCCAGUAACCCCGACUCAGUAACUCCUACCCAAAAAUGUAUAGCCAUGACCAUCUACUUGUUAUGACAUGACUGACUGCUCUUUUGGCUACUGUACCCCACUUGUGCAGACAUUCAGGCCUAUUUUGAGGUCGCCCCUGACUACCUAACCUUGGCAGAGCAGCACAGCUCCUGGCUUGCUUGUGCAGACACUCAAUGUGGGUUUUGCCAUUACAGAUCCUUCCCUCACCACUUUGCACAGCAGUCUCUAGUUUGGCUCAGAGACUGGUGUCCUUCUAGUGGUUUCAAUAAAUGUAUUCCU